CGCUUUUUCAUUGUUCGCGGGAAACUUACCACUUCUGAACGCGACUUGCAUCCUGCAGCGAUGACUCUUUUUCACCAUGUUGUUGAUCGAGGGGCUAAAAAAAGAGGACGAAAUGGUGAGCAGCGGCUGUUUCCUCUGUCGUCUCUGCUGGACGGCUAUGAAUGCGCUCGGCGGGAUGAACACAUCUCUUAUGGAGCCUCCGCUGCUGCCGUGCCGCCAUUCGGAUGCACAUUUUCCUCCGCUCAUGGACAACAAAACUGUCUUGCUGUAGCCAACGAAGAAGGGUUUGUGACCAUCUUCAACACUGGAGAAAAACAAAGCUCUGUUCUGAAAGAAUGGCAGGCACAUGAUAAUGCAGUUUUUGAUAUUGCCUGGGUUCCUGGAACCAAUUGCUUAGUAACUGCAUCCGGUGACCAAACUGCUCGUCUGUGGGAUGUUAUUACUGGUGACCUGCUGGGAACAUUUAAAGGACAUCAAUGCAGUCUCAAAUCAGUAGCUUUUUACAAGCAAGAGAAAGUAUUUAGCACUGGAGGCAGAGAUGGAAACAUAAUGAUUUGGGAUACAAGAUGCAGUAAAAAAGAUGGUUUCUACAGGCAAGUAAAGCAGAUCAGUGGUGCUCAUAUGAAACCUGAAAGAUUCACUCCUCAAACAAAGAAGAGACGUGGUAUGGCGCCCCCUGUGGAUUCCCAACAAGGUGUGACAGUGGUUUUGUUUUGCGAUGAGACCAAACUCAUCUCCUCAGGGGCAGUUGAUGGGAUCAUUAAAAUGUGGGAUUUGCGGAGGAACUAUACUGCAUACCACCAGAACCCCCUGCCUCUACAGGCCUAUCCUUACCCAGGGUCCUGCACGCGCAAACUAGGUUAUUCUGGUCUUUCACUGGACUACACUGGAUCUAGACUCUUCUCUAACUGCACAGAUGACAAUAUCUACAUGUUUAAUAUCAGUGGGCUGAAAACCACUCCAGUCGCUGUGUUCAGUGGUCACAGUAACUCCUCAUUUUACGUGAAGUCCACUGUGAGUCCAGAUGACCAGUUCCUGGCUAGUGGAUCCAGUGAUCAUAACGUUUACAUAUGGAAGAUUUCAGAUCCAAAACAAGCUCCCAUGAUGCUUCAGGGCCACAGCCAAGAGGUCACAUCCGUGGCCUGGUGUCCUACCGAUUUCACCAAGAUUGCAUCCUGCUCUGAUGAUAACACUGUUAGGAUCUGGCGUCUUAACCGCAAACCAGAAGGAGAAAACUCAACAAUCCAAGAUGGAAACCUUGUAGGCUGGACGAUUCGUAAAGUCCAGUCACCAAACAGAACACCUGGCCAUCACAGCCCAGUUGAGCUCACUCCAUCCAAAAAUCCUGGAUCGGUGAGGUCUGUUUCGCUGGCUUCACCCCAGCCUGCCACCUGUGCCCCUACAGGUGCCGCUUUACCCCUCCCAUCAAACACCUCUUCUGCACCUCCAGCCAAGCUCACCAGCCCCAAAAUGCCAUCAUCCCUUCAACAAUGGAUCAGCCGCAGCAGCAAAUCUCCUGUUCGAAAAGCCCUCACACCUGUUCUCCAGGGUCUGUCCUUCGAACACCGUGUCAAACGCCGACUGGAGACGGGCGAUUCUGCCAGCUCUGGUUUGGGAGAGGAGAUCGACGGUGUGUCUGAACUUUAUCCCAAUGUCAAGAGGAGUAGGAGUUCAGUAAGCACACUCAAGAAAGAGGACUCGUUUGGUUUGGAAAGUGAGAAGAGGCUAGGCUCGGAUGGUGCAGAGGCCUCUGGGAAGGAGAACAGCUCUCCCAGGAGGACUGAUUGGCUUUCUGUGAUCAGCCAGAAGUUUAAAGGGUCGGCUCAGCCUAAGAGCCCCAGCAGUGGCAGCAGUCAGCAGGAUACAAGAACACUAGAAUCUCCAGCAGCAGUCUCACCUCGUCCCAUGAAAGUUUUCUCUCCACCAACAAACAAGAAAGCAUCACCUUCCAAACCUAUGAAAAAAAUCUCAAGCUACUUUAUGAAAAGAACCCAAGACUGACGUGCAUGGGUGCAUGCCUGCAUGCCUGUGUGCGUGCAUGUUUAAAGAGAUUACAAGUGUCUUUCAUUCUACACAUUUAUGGUUUAAAUUCAGUUUCAGCUUUUCUUGUAACUGAGCUUCAAACCAAACCUAGAAAAGAUUUGCAGAUUCUGCCUGUAUUUAUGUAUGUAAUGUGUAUUUUUUUAUCUAGUUGUGCAUUUAUUUUUAAAUGUGUAAAAAUAUUUUUCUAGAAAAGGGUCAAAUGUAUGAUCAUUUACAGUCAUUUGACACCACAGUUGAAUUCUAAAGUUUCUCUGAUACCUUCAUGUCUGUCAGACAGUUUGAAACACUUUGCUCCAUUUAACAUGCUUUUUAAACUAUAUUAAAUUAUAUUUGGGUGUUAUAA
Molecule: messenger RNA, 2386 nt
Organism: Danio rerio (zebrafish)
Lineage: Eukaryota; Metazoa; Chordata; Actinopteri; Cypriniformes; Danionidae
Source: RefSeq, a predicted model, not a curated record